AUGCGCGCAGAGGAAGACAAUGGGAUAGGUCUAUCGCAGGAGGUAUGGGGUUGGGGUGGCUAUCUGGGAUCGAUUCUAUUGUCGAGUGGUGCCUUUGAGCCCUUUGGCAGCUUCGCGAGAAGGCUUCCUUUGGCUAGGAUUGGCGAGAAACGACAGCAAUGUUGGUUGAAGCAGGCGAGCGCGAGUGGAUUGGCAGAGCUGAAGAAAAAGGUUCGGGGUGUUCUUCUCGUCCAGAUGGGUGGCGGAACUCUCAGCGAAAUGCCUAGGGAUGCGGGAUGCGAGAUGCAAGAGAAUGGAAGUGGAAGUGUCGAAGUUCUAGAGUUCGAAGAGAAGGAGAAGGGUUUCCGAAGGCCAGGGCCGCCGGAAAUAUGA
Molecule: messenger RNA, 372 nt
Organism: Colletotrichum paranaense
Lineage: Eukaryota; Fungi; Ascomycota; Sordariomycetes; Glomerellales; Glomerellaceae
Exons: 2
Coding region: 1-372 (123 amino acids)
Source: RefSeq, a predicted model, not a curated record